Molecule: messenger RNA, 1786 nt
Organism: Clarias gariepinus (North African catfish)
Lineage: Eukaryota; Metazoa; Chordata; Actinopteri; Siluriformes; Clariidae
Gene: eaf2
Product: ELL associated factor 2
Exons: 6
Coding region: 140-925 (261 amino acids)
Biological process (GO): regulation of transcription elongation by RNA polymerase II; positive regulation of DNA-templated transcription
Cellular component (GO): super elongation complex
Molecular function (GO): transcription elongation factor activity
Source: RefSeq, a predicted model, not a curated record
GUCCUUCGGAAAUCCCUCGAGUUGCUCUAUUUCUUCAGCUAAGUUCAGGUGGCUGACGUGAGGGAGUUCAGCUGUAGAUGCUGUGGACAUUUAAAGAUUGGUAAUUUAGUUAACAUAUGAUAGAAAGCUUGUCAUUAGAAUGAAUGGGACAGCUUACUCAAACUUUGAUAAUCAAGAACAUGUCCUGAAAUUAGGCGAAACUUUUCAGAAACAACCAAAAAGUGCUUUCCAUACGGUACGAUAUGACUUUAAACCAGCAUCUAUAGACACUGCAUGUGAAGGGGAUCUGGAAGUUGGAAAGGGAGAACAAGUCACUAUAACAUUGCCUAACUUGGAGGGCUCCACUGCUCCAGUUACAGUGUUUAAAGGGUCCAAAAGGCCUUAUAUGAAGGAGUGUAUACUUAUCGUAAACCAUGACACGGGAGAAUAUCGUCUGGAGAAACUUAGUAGCAAUAUUUCAGUCAAAAAGACCAGAGCUGAGGGCAGCAGUAAGAUCCAGUCACGGCUGGAGCAGCAGACCACGAAGCUCAGCCAGCAGAUGAAGAGUGGCAAUGGCGGGAAAGCCGCAAACAAUUCCAAGAGCUCCCCUGUAAAAGAAAAACUGUCUCCUGCUUCUCCCAUGGAUGACAUUGAGAGAGAAUUGAUGGCUGAGGCGCGAGUGAUGGAUCAGAUGAGCAGUGGUGACAGCUCGUCAGACUCUCAAAGCUCCUCCUCCUCCAGCAGUGAGGACAGCUCGAGCAGCAGUGACUCUGAUGAUGAAACUCGGCCUUCAUCAGGCAGAUCUCACUCUGUGCCCAUGUCCACCCUCAGCAUGCCUAUCGUCACCUCUCAGGAACGCUCGGAGGAGGGCAGUGGACACCUCAUGAACACACUCAAAAAUGAUCUUCAGCUGAGUGAAUCUGGCAGUGAGAGCGAUGACGACUAAGUGCACGCUCGGCCUGCUGUUUGUCGUAUAAAUAAGAGAUGGGGUUAUCAGGACCUGCCCCUUCACUAACACUGUGAUAUGGGGAUUUUUAAUUUCCUAUCAACCUUCACUUAUAAAACAUUUCUUUCUUCAUAACAACAGUGUUUUGUCAACACCGGACGUGCUGUGUGGUUGACUGAUUAAAAACUGUGAAAAAUGUCAUAUAAAUUUAAUUAUUUAUUUUGUUAAAUGCAACUGUGUAGAACCUAUUUCUAUAGAUGUUUUUUUUUUUUUUUGCUUUUUAUUUUCUUUAAACAUAGUUACUUCCACUCAGGAAGCAUGUAUGGGUGCCAAAGGUGUGAGAGAUAUGACUUUUUGAAACAAUGUCUUAUUUGUUGUCUAAGGCUCUUUGUUUUUUCGCUCCAGGUACCAGAGCGACAUACUGUGGUUACUUGGAAUUGAUGUUAUUCAUUUUACAAUAUAAUCUGUAAUAAUUUCAAUCUCAUUCAUAUCUUGCUUACAGCCUGCAAUACUUGAAUGUGUUUGUUAUAAUCACAAUUGUUCUAAAAACAGUGCUUAGAGCAAUUGUAGUGCUAUAAUCUGUAGAUGGUAGGUGCUUUUGAUCAGAUUUGUAACCAAGGCUGCUUAUUAUACAAUAAUCCAGUCAAAAUGAAUGUUUUCUGCUUUCCACUACAUUCAUCUUUAUCCUGCUUUGGUUUCUUAUCCUUGAUGAAGCAACAUUCAUAGAGAUUACAGUCAGUUCUGCAUCUCCGCACAAAUAGUAUUGGAAGAUGGUGUAAUUUAUUAGAGCCUGGAGUUUAAUAUGAUAAAUGUGCUUCUACAGAUAGUGCUUUAACAUUAAAGGUGUGUAGAACAAUAUGA